AUGGAGGCAAUGGCAAAGGGGCUGAAAGAGAAGCCAGAUUCAUUCCCCAGAAUCUUUACCUGCCCAAACGAGAUGGUCGCCUUAUCGAUGGCCGAUGGAUACGCACGAGUCACCAAACAGCCUCAGUGUGUUAUCAUUCAUGUGGAUGUUGGCACCUCUGGCCUUGGGGCUGCAAUCCAUAAUGCGUCAACAGGACGUGCGCCAGUGCUGAUCUUUGCAGGUCUAUCUCCUUUUACCAUGGAGGGGGAGAUGCGGGGCUCUCGCACUGAAUAUAUCCAUUGGCUUCAGGAUGUUCCAGACCAGAAGCAAAUUGUCGCACAGUAUUGCCGCUAUAUUGGAGAAAUCAAAACUGGCAAAAAUAUUAAGCAAAUGGUCGGCCGCGCUUUGCAAUUCGCAACUAGCGAUCCGAUGGGUCCGGUGUAUUUGAUGGGAGCUCGUGAAGUCAUGGAACAAGACAUCCAGCCGUACUCCUUGAAUGCUGAACAUUGGAAAGCCUGUGAGGCGGCCGCCCUUCCUGAGGCCCAUGUGGAAUUUAUUGCGGAUCACCUUGUCAACGCUCAGGAGCCACUUCUCAUCACUGGCUAUAGCGGCCGUGAUCAUGACUCGGUGGAAGUUUUGACCCAACUAGCAGACGCGGUACCAGGUCUACGCGUUCUCGAUACUGGCGGUUGUGACAUGUGUUUCCCUGCCGACCAUCCAGGCUGGUUGGGGAUGCGAUAUGGGUCAGACCCUAGCAUUGAAACUGCUGAUGUCAUUCUCAUUGUCAAUUGUGAUGUUCCCUGGGUUCCUACUCAAUGCCGCCCGAAUGAAAAUGCAACAAUCAUUCACAUCGACAUUGAUCCUUUGAAGAAACUCAUGCCGUUGUUCUAUCUCCCAGCUAUUCGGAGAUAUUUGGCUGAUGCCACGGCCGCUCUGACUCAGGUAUCAUCAUUCAUUAAUUCGUCACCCGCUUUACAAGCGGCUUUGAAAUUGCCAGUUCAACAAGAACGAUUGAGUUCGCGCCAAGAAAGUCACCAGAGGCUGAUUAAAACUCUCGAUGAGAGAUGUGAUCUGUCCACGGAUUCAACUGGCUUCAACGCCUCUUUCUUGUGCCAGAAAUUGAGAGAGCUUGUGCCAGAUGACACCGUCUUUGCCGUUGAGGCUGUCACUAACUCAGUUCUCGUUGCUGAUCAAGUCCGUCCCACCGGUCCCGGUCAGUGGAUUAACUGCGGAGGAGGUGGCCUUGGAUGGAGCGGUGGUGGUGCAUUGGGGAUCAAGCUGGCUGUUGAUGCAUUGAAUCCGACCAAGAAGCCACUCGUUGUUCAAGUGGUGGGAGAUGGAAGUUUCCUCUUCAGUGUUCCGUCGAGCGUGUACUGGAUCUCUCACCGAUACCAAAUUCCUAUCCUGACAAUCGUGCUGAACAACCAAGGUUGGAACGCACCUCGACGAUCGAUGCUGCUUGUUCACCCAGAUGGACAUGGAUCGAAGGUUGAUAAUCGUGAGCUUAACAUCUCGUUCGAGCCCAGCCCAGACUAUUCCGGUAUCGCGAAAGCUGCCAGUGAUGGAAACAUUCAUGCGGUUAGGGUUAAGGAUCUUACUAAUUUGGUGCCCGUUCUCAAAGAAGCUAUUGAGAUUGUCCAAGGGGGCACCUCGGCCGUCGUUGAUGCGCAUGUUCUAUGA
Messenger RNA from Penicillium expansum, 1659 nucleotides. RefSeq names its product Thiamine pyrophosphate enzyme, C-terminal TPP-binding. Gene Ontology annotation, cellular component: acetolactate synthase complex; mitochondrion. Gene Ontology annotation, biological process: L-valine biosynthetic process. Bases 1 to 1659 code for a protein of 552 amino acids. NCBI's taxonomy places the organism in Eukaryota, Fungi, Ascomycota, Eurotiomycetes, Eurotiales, Aspergillaceae. The record is from RefSeq and is a predicted model, not a curated record. The transcript has 3 exons. Gene Ontology annotation, molecular function: magnesium ion binding; acetolactate synthase activity; thiamine pyrophosphate binding.